AUGAAUAUUUGGAUUGCUUUAUCAAUAAAUCUGGUAAUUGGAACAGAUGCGACUAUAAAUCUUAUAUAUUCACUUUCAAAUAUGAACUAAUUAUUGUAAGGAAUAAGAUGUACCAUUGCCUUACUGAACAUACUAUUUUAAUUUGUAAUCUACAAAUAAAUUAGGCUUUCAUAAUUCACUAUCUUACUAUAAUUCUUAUAUUAAAUUCAACUUGCUUCUGAAAUCAGAUAAACUUUUACAUAUUUAAAUUCAUUCAACGUUUACAAAUACUUGCUUUUAUUGUAUUAUGAACACUAGAACCAGCAACUUAAAUAUCUUUAAUUCUCUACUCUUCUUUAUUGCAUGAUUGAAAUACAAUUCUAAAAUUCAUAAAUUCACUAAUACACAAUAACUUCAUUGAUUUUUGUGAUUAUCUUUCUCAUUAAGACAUCAUCGAAUACAUAAUAAAUAAUUCAUAAGCAUUAAUCCUCUAAUGAUGUAUUUCAUUCAUAUUCAACUGUUCCACCAGAAAUAGCAUCUUCAAACAGAAAAAUUGAUUUACUCACUAGAGAUGAAUUAAUAUUUAUUCUAAAUCAUAGUAGAUAGGGAAUUAUCUAUUUUGGUUAAAACCUUGAGAUUUAAUAUAUGAAUGAUAAAGCUUAGAAGUUAUGUUUAAUUAAAUCAUAUAAUUAAGCUAUGAAUCAAUUGUAAUUAAUUAUUAUGCAGUAAAUUAUUUUACUAUUAAAAAGAGCCAUAGAAUAAGAUCAAAAUUUUAAUAGCCAACACAAAGAAAUUAAGUCUAGAGCUUCGUAAAAACAUCUAUUGCAAAAAGCUGAUAGUAAAAUGAUAGAGAGUUUGAUAGCUUCUGCUGAAUAAAAUCUCAAGCGAUUUUAAUCUAUGAGUGAAAAAAAAUUAGACUCUUAAUUUUUAUCAAAUAAAUAAAAGAAGAAUCAAUUCACAACCUAUGAAUUUAGAUAAUUACUCUAAUCUUUAUUUGCUGAUUCCUAAGUGAAUAAUCUGUAAUCAUUAUAUUUUAUUAUAGUUUAGAUUAAAGAACCUUAAUUAAAGCUAACAAAUUGAAAGUUAAUCUUAAAACAAAUCAAGGAGAAAAGAUUAUUGAAUUGUAAUUCUGCAAAAUUGCUAAUCUCAUUAAUUAAAGUGGUUAUUUACUCUUUAUAAAUGAUAUGACAGAAAACGAAAAAUUAUAAUAAUAUAUCUAAAAAUAGAAGUUUUAAACUUUACAUUUUAAUUCUUUUUCUCAUGAAUUGAGAACACCUCUUAAUUGUUCACUCACCUUACUUUAAGCAUUAAAAACCUAAUCAAUAUCAUCAUAACUCAUAUAGAACUAUUUAAAUCCUGCUAUAGUUUCAAAUAAAUUAUUAAUGCAUCAAAUAAAUGAUAUUUUAGAUUAUGCAUCAUUUGGACUUGGAACAUUUCAAUUAAAUAUAAGAGAUUUUCAAAUAAAAGAUUUAUUUAGAUAACUAGAAGAAUAUUAUAUUGAAAUUUGUUCAACAAAAGGAAUUAAAUUGAUAUUUUCUAUUUUUGAUUCUCUUGAAAAUCAUAUAAUUUAUAAUGAUCCUGAAAGAAUAUUGUAACUUUUAGUUAAUUUGGUAAAUAAUUCUCUUAAAUUUACAAGAGAAAAUGACAUUAUUUGUGUUACUGCAAAAAGUAAAUAAAAAUCAUCAGGAAUAAUCAAGGAUAAUUAUAUUAAAUUUAUAGUUCAUGAUACAGGUAGAGGGAUAGUAAAGACAGAAUUAGAUGCCAUCAAUAAUAUUAUUCAUACAUCUAUUGAUAAUGAUAUAUACCAUUAAUUAAAGAAUUUCACAACAAAAUAUGUUGGAUUAGGAUUCACAAUAGGAAGUAGAAUGAGUAAAGAAUUAGCAUAUUCUAAAAAAUCAUAUUUCAAGAUAAGAAGUAAAGAAGGUUUGUUUACCAAAGUUAGUUUUCGUAUUAGUAACUAAAUAACUUCCUUUGGUAUCACACCAAAAGAUUCCUCACUAAAAUUGAAUUAUGUUUUGUCUUUAAAUCAAAUUGAUAUUGAUGAUGUUAUCUAGGAAGAACACUAAAUUCCACUUUGGACUUAAACAUUCUUUUCUUAGAAAUAAAUUUAAAGUGAAACGUUGUCUUAAAUUCUGAUUUGUGAUGAUGUUGCUUUUAAUUUGAUUUCUCUUAAUUUAUUGAUUAAGAAUCUUGGUUUUGAGAGUGACAUUGUCUAUGAUGGUUAUUAGGCUAUAAAUCAAAUUAAGCAAAGGACACUUUAAUAAAAAGAAUAAUAUAAGAUAAUUUUUAUGGAUAUUGAAAUGCCAGGAUUAAAUGGAUAUCAAACUUCUACUUUAUUAUUGUAAAUAGAUAAUAAAUUAAAUAUCAUUAUGUGUUCAGCCUAUGAUACUGAAGAUAAUUUAAGUAAAGCAUUGGAAAGUGGUAUGAAAGAUUACAUUAUUAAACCUGUUAGAAUUGAAUAACUUAAAGUCUUGAUUAAGAAAUAUAUUAAAUGA
This is a messenger RNA of Paramecium sonneborni, 2474 nucleotides long. The record is from the annotation of a GenBank genome assembly. NCBI's taxonomy places the organism in Eukaryota, Ciliophora, Oligohymenophorea, Peniculida, Parameciidae.